UGAUACAGGGUGAAGGUGAAUGGGGGGUGACUUACACCUCGACUCAGAUCUGCGCCUUAAAAGGAUCAACAGUGACAAUUAGCUGCAGCUACAAACACCCAGCCAGAGAAGGUGGCAUUGAUGUCAAAGUUGAGAAAACAUUCUGGUUCACUGAAAGAAGAGGUGAUGAGUAUAUUGAUCUGAAAACAGUCUCAGAGUAUUCAAAUCGUGUGCAGGAUCACUGUGAAAAGAACGACUGCACUCUGACCAUCAGAAACCUGAGAGAGAGCGACUCGGCUGAGUACUAUUUCAGAUUCAUAACAAAUAAAGACAAAUAUUAUGAUCAACCUGGAGUCACUUUGUCUGUCAAAGAUUUAGAUCUCUGGGUCAGCAAAUAUUCGCAUCAGUACCUUCAGUGUCACAGCAGUUGUCCCUCUGAUCAAACUUCCUACAUCUGGUACAAGAAUAGACAGAAAUUAGAAGAAACAUCUGCUUAUUUAGGCUUCACAUUUGGUUCUGCAGACAGUUACUCCUGUGCUCUUAGAGGAUACGAGGACUUCCCCUCUCCUUCAGUGUAUGCUCCAAAGAUCUCUGUUGUGUCAGUGAGUCCCUCUGCUGAGAUCAUGGAGGGCACCUCAGUGACUCUGACCUGCAGCAGUGAUGCGAAACCAGCAGCUACCUACACCUGGUACAAGGAGAAUGGACGUUAUUUACAAAAAAACCCAGAGUAUUUCUUCAGCUCCAUCCAGUCCUCUGACUCUGGACAGUAUUACUGUGAAGCUGAGAACCUGCUGGGGAACAUGAAGUCUAAGCACAUAUAUUUAGAUGUGAAAU
Plectropomus leopardus (leopard coralgrouper) is the source of this 813-nucleotide messenger RNA. Lineage: Eukaryota; Metazoa; Chordata; Actinopteri; Perciformes; Serranidae. The record is from RefSeq and is a predicted model, not a curated record.